Klebsormidium nitens is the source of this 1720-nucleotide messenger RNA. The record is from the annotation of a GenBank genome assembly. NCBI's taxonomy places the organism in Eukaryota, Viridiplantae, Streptophyta, Klebsormidiophyceae, Klebsormidiales, Klebsormidiaceae.
GCCAAUGGGGAAAACAUAAGUGCUUUCCUGCUGCAGAAGAAGCGUUUUGACAUUCUCAAUGUUAGAGAGCGAGCUCACCAGCUGGUGGUAGCAACUAUUAUGUGAGCUGGGAAAAGGAACAGCUUGUGGCAACUGGUUUUGCCGCUGCUUUUUGAGUAAGAUACUCGGCACCAUUGUCGCUGCUAAGUGCUUCAGCGAAUCUCCUUUCGGCGCUGAAGCAUGGCUGCGGCUGCCUUGUCCUCAACCCAGUUUGUCAGGAUAACGAAUUGGGCACCUGAGGCCGCCAUACCAAGAAAUACUGGCUGCAGCGCAGAGUUUCCUCCAGCUUUGUCGUGGGGAGGAUGUGAGCGCUUGGCUGAUGGCAGCAAUAGGAUGCUGAGGAAAGAUCUGCCAACUAGGCAACAAUGGGCGAUCAAGCAAAAGGGCCGGCAACCUGUGUGGCGAUGCAGCACAGUGACCAUCAGUCAGCAGCAGGCUCAGGAGACAGCACCCGCAGUCCCGCGCACUGCACCAAGGACCAACAUUCGGCUGGCCCUUCCAAGCAAGGGGAGAAUGGCAGAGGAGACAUUGCAAUUGCUUGAUGACUGUCAACUCACAGUCCGCAAAGUCAACCCUCGGCAAUACGUUGCCGACAUCGAUCAGCUGGAGCAUGUGGAGGUUUGGUUCCAGCGGGCGUCUGACGUGGUGAGGAAGAUCAAGUCCGGUGACGUGGACAUUGGCAUCGUCGGAUACGACAUGGUUUCGGAGUAUGGCGAGGGAGAUGACGACCUUGUUGUCAUCCACGAUGCUCUUGGGUUCGGCGGGUGUCACUUGGCUGUCGCGGUCCCAACUUACGGCGAGUUCGGCGGAGUCCACAGCCUAGAAGAACUUGCGGCGAUGCCGCAAUGGACGGAAGAAAACCCGCUGAGAGUCGUCACUGGGUACAACUAUCUCGGGCAAAAGUUUCUGAGUGAAAAGGGCUUCAAGCACUUUGCGAUCUUGACGGCGGACGGGGCGCUCGAAGCAGCACCGGCGAUGGGGACGGCGGACGUGAUUUUGGAUCUGGUGAGCAGCGGGACCACGCUGCGGGAGAACAACCUGCGCGAGCUGGUCGGCGGCAAGGUGCUGGCGAGCGAGGGGGUUCUCGUGGCCAACCGGCGAUCUCUAAUGGAGCGGGACGGAGUCAUCCAGGCGGUCAAAGACAUUCUCGAGAGGCUCGAAGCACACCUGCGGGCGUCUGACAAGUUUUCGGUCGUCGCAAACAUUCGAGCAGAGUCGGAGGAAGACGUCGCUUCGAAGAUCCACCAACACACCGACUUCCCGGGCCUUCAGGGCCCGACAAUUAGCCCUGUGUACACGUACGACUCCGCCAGCGGCAAGGCCGUCCACAACUUUUAUGCGAUCACAAUUAUCGUACCAAAGCCGCGGCUCUACGACGCAGUACAACAACUGCGAGCGAUUGGAGGGAGCGGCGUUCUUGUCUCCCCACUUGUUUAUAUUUUCGACGAGGAACCACCUAGGUGGCGGCGCUUGUUGAAAGAGCUGGGAUUGGAAUCGAAAUUUUGAGGCGCCUGGAAAGCUGAGGUCUAACCGGCAAGCUUUUGUUCAGCCAAAAAUUGGCCGACCGCCCCAUUGCACUCACCUCUAUGGUCAACAAGUCUUGAAAGUCCGGAAAUGCAGUGCUUUCGAUCGAGCUCUUCAUUCCAACUGGUUUUCUGGGCCUCGGAUGAUUGAAUUGCAA